This is a messenger RNA of Drosophila busckii, 1327 nucleotides long. RefSeq lists its product as uncharacterized. Lineage: Eukaryota; Metazoa; Arthropoda; Insecta; Diptera; Drosophilidae. Gene Ontology annotation, biological process: negative regulation of protein sumoylation. The record is from RefSeq and is a predicted model, not a curated record. Gene Ontology annotation, molecular function: calcium ion binding.
GAACUUUUUCGCAAAAGCUCAGCGUAUAAAUAGUGUCGUUGGGUCUUGUUUCAAAACAGAAUCAAAUUUGGAUUAAUCUCAGAGACACGCAUUCGUCUGGGAACAUCUUCGCAAAAUGAAAUUCUUGGUUAUUGCUUUUGCUGUGAUCGCAGCGGCUGCGGCCACUUCCCUCUCCACGGAGUACCUGCCCCCUGUCGACAACAACAUCGAGUUUGUUGGCGAGCAGGCUGAUGUCUCUUUCGACCAAGGUGUGCUCAGCGAUGAUGGCUACCGCUACAAGACCGUCCGUCGCCUGAAGCACCGUCACCGUCGUGAUGUCAACGAGCUGUCCAACGAAUACCUGCCCCCAGUUGCUGAGGCCCCAAUUGCCCAGGAGGUCGCCGUUGAGUCUGCUCCUCUUGCUGGAGGUUACCGUUACAAGACCCUCCGUCGUGUGAUCCGUCGCCGUCGUGAUGUCAACGAGCUGUCCAACGAAUACCUGCCCCCUGUUGCUGAGGCCCCAAUUGCCCAGGAAGUCGCCAUUGACUCGCCAACGCUGCCCCCAGUUGCUGAGGCCCCAAUUGCCCAGGAAGUCGCCGUUGAGUCUGCUCCUCUUGCUGAUGAUGGUUACCGUUACAAGACCGUCCGUCGUGUGCUCCGUCGCCGUCGUGAUGUCAACGAGCUGUCCAACGAAUACCUGCCCCCAGUUGCUGAGGCCCCAAUUGCCCAGGAAGUCGCCAUUGAGUCCGCUCCUCUUGCUGAUGAUGGUUACCGUUACAAGACCGUCCGUCGUGUGAUCCGUCGCCGUCGUGAUGUCAACGAGCUGUCCAACGAAUACCUGCCCCCUGUUGCUGAGGCCCCAAUUGCCCAGGAAGUCGCCAUUGAGUCCGCUCCUCUUGCUGAUGAUGGUUACCGUUACAAGACCGUCCGUCGUGUGAUCCGUCGCCGUCGUGAUGUCAACGAGCUCGCCAACGAAUACCUGCCCCCAGUUGCUGAGGCCCCAAUUGCCAGGACGUCGCCAUUGGUCUGGCUCCCUUUGCUUGAUGAUGGUUACGUUAACAAGACCGUCGCGUCGUGAGUUCUCCGUCGCCGUCGUGGAUCUGUCAACGAGCUGUCAACGAAAUACCUGCCCCAGUUGCUGAGGCCCAAUUGCCCACAGGAAGCCAAUGCCCAGGAGUCGCCAUUGAGUCUGACUCCUCUUGCUGAGGAUGGUUACCGUUACAAGACCGUCCCUCGUGUGAUCCUCGCGCGUCGGAUUGUCAACGAGACUUGGCCAACGAAUACUGCCCCUCAGUUUGAUGCACUCGCUGUCAUUGAUGUCCCGCGAGUCCGCCGUCUUGGCGAGUGA